Macrosiphum euphorbiae (potato aphid) is the source of this 2115-nucleotide messenger RNA. The record is from the annotation of a GenBank genome assembly. Lineage: Eukaryota; Metazoa; Arthropoda; Insecta; Hemiptera; Aphididae.
AUGAAUGGAUUAACGAGAUUCUCACUGUCCCUAUCUACUAGGCACGCUCGAGCGCGUCCUGGCCAGGCAAACAGGCAGGCAUAUCAGCACCAAAGAAACCAACAUCUGAAUAAAAUCAGACUCGCCAAGAUGAGUUCUUGGCGCGAGUUUAGCGCAGACAUGAAUACUAACUGUUGGGGCAAAGCCUUCAGAUGGGCUAAGAGUGGCUCACGGAAGAAUCCGAUGCCCACCACGGUUAAAACCAGUGCCGGGACUUAUACCACCGACAUUAAAGACACCUUAGAUACGUUUCUCGAGGCCUAUUUGCCCGAGGAUCGGAAUAUGCCAAGUUUCAUGCCUUAUGACCACCAGGCAGAUGACACACCUCCUGACAGUACAACUGCACAAGAGGUAAAAGAAGCCAUUUGGAAAAUGAAACCAAGUAGAGCACCAGGUCUGGAUGGCAUAACCGCCAAGAUGCUUAGAAUUGCAUGGCCAGUCAUCUCAGACUCCAUAACGGAUCUAUACGAGAAAUGUCUAAAAAUUGCAAGAUUUCCCAACUGUUGGAAGAUCGCCAAGUUGGUGAUCAUUCCAAAAGGAAAAGGAAAGAACCCACUUCUUACGGGGUCGUACAGACCAAUUAGUCUGCUACCAACUCUCGGUAAGGCAUUGGAGUCUCUAAUAACAUCAAGACUAGAAAAAGAAACCGGACUAAACGAAAUAGGCCAACAACACGGGUACGUCACCGGAAGAUCAACCGAGACAGCCGUUAAAGCAUUAUAUGACUGGACAGAUCAGUGUCCUAACAGGAUAAUAGUUGGUGCCUUCCUGGAUAUUACUGGCGCAUUUGACUACGUCAGAUGGUCACCAAUAUUCGAACGAUUAAAAAUCCUCAGGAUCAGUAAAAGAACGCUUGCACUACUUGAGAGCUAUCUCACGAACAGAUCAGCGACACUCAUGUCUGACAAAGAGACCAGAACAAGGCAAAUGACACGCGGCUGCCCACAGGGGUCGAGACUAGGACCGACACUCUGGAAGGUAGCGAUGUCGGAUGCAUUCGAGCCUAUAGGACACCAAUCACACAUGAUUGCGUAUGCAGACGAUAUAGCACUCGCAGUCGGGGCUGCAAGAUUAGACACAGUCAAGAAAAGACUUAGUCAAUACUUUGACCAACUCACAAACUGGUCAAAUAAAUUCGGCUUAAAAUUCUCAAUGGCAAAGAGCCAAAUUAUGACACUGAAAGGCGGGGUCAAACCCACCUACACGGUGCCAUUUGGCUCAAACGCAGAUGCCAUACAGAUUAAAGCUACAAAGACAGUAAAAUACCUUGGAGUCAUCAUAGAUCCGAGAAGAUCAUUUAGAGAUCACGUCGAAGACAUCUCAGAUAAGUCAAAAGAAAUGUUCUUACGCCUACGCUCCAUGACAUCAGCUAACUGGGGAGUAGAACAAAGCACGUCACUGAUAAUUUACAAAUCGGUGUUCUUGCCCAGAAUAACAUACGCCGCCUCCAUAUGGCAAAAAGCACUAGAGCUCAAAUGCUCAAUAAAGACCCUAGGAAGCAUUCAAAGAGAUGCCUUACGAGCAAUAACGGGCGCAUACAGGACAACGUCAACAGCUGCACUUCAAGUCAUAUCAGGGCAACUACCUCUGGACUUAGAAGUGAAACGCUUUAUUCUUAGAAGAUCCUUAAAGACAAAUGAUAUCACAUAUCAAGAAUAUGAACGGCACUUGCAUGAUCUGUUAGAGGUCUGGCAAGAAAGAUGGAAUACAGUGGAUAAAGGAGAGUGGACAUUCCAACUCAUCCCGGACGUAAGAAUCCGGUAUGGAUUGCCCCUUACUAUGGAUCAUUAUACGAGCCAAAUGCUCACUGGACACGGAGACUUUCGAGGAAAGCUCCAUUCGUUCAACAAAGCACCGGCUCCAGGAUGUGCCUGUGGAAAUGGCAGUGAAACAGUCAAACAUGUUCUCCUAGCCUGCCCAAGAACAAAAAUCCAAAGACAAAAUCUGAAAAGAAAACUUCAACAAGAACAAUGUCCUUGGCCACCAUAUGACGGGGCCAUACUUACAAAUAAGACAACAUACGAAGCCUUCCGAACAUUUGCUCGGGAGAGCCUCAAGCAAAGAACAGAUCGAUGA